Cuscuta europaea is the source of this 1194-nucleotide messenger RNA. NCBI's taxonomy places the organism in Eukaryota, Viridiplantae, Streptophyta, Magnoliopsida, Solanales, Convolvulaceae. The record is from the annotation of a GenBank genome assembly.
UUCCAAGUGAAGAGGUCCAGACAGUUGGACAGGCCCCCAAUCAGUUCAUUCAAUGGCCAAAAAGAUUGGUUGACCCUCACGUAAAGGAGUGGACAAAUGGAAAGGUGAUAAAUAAAUACCAACACUUGUUAAUGAAAAACAACUCUUUUAUUUUAGGAUAUGUCAUAUAUCAACAUAGUAAAAUAAUAAUAAAAAAUUAACUGUAAUAGUGUCAACAUAUAUCUUCCAUCCCCAUUUUUGUUUGUGUAGGAUAAUGACAACCAUGAUGAGGACAAUGCUUCUGAUGAGAACAAGGGUCCAAUAUCACGUUUAUUGACAAUGACUACUCACCUUGGUCCACAACCGAUAGAGCUAAUCCUGAAAGAAGAAAUAGUUGGGCGGUCUGCUAUAUCUCUUUUUGUUGGCUCUGAGGAGAUAUUAGAGAUAUGUGUGGGGAAUCAAAUGCUAAGUGCAGUGAUUCUACAAGUAUGGAUAAUGCAUUUGCAUGGGAUUUGUGUUCGAAAGGAUACUGCACGCCUGUACGGUUUUCUUGACCCACAUACCACUCAAGAUGUGGGGAACAAGCGUGAAGAUAUUCAAACUUAUAUAAUGACUCAACUGAGUGAAGGAAACAAAGAGUGCUACUUACUACCGUACUACUAUCCUAACCAUUGGCAGUUGUUUGUAUUGUGCCCGAGGAAAAACUUAAUUGUGUUCUUAUGCUCUUUGGGGAACAAACCAAAGGCAAACAUAAAGAGUACUCUAGAUUUGGCGAUGCAAGCACAUCAAAUGACAAAAAAUAAAAGGAAUUCCAAGCCGAAAUGGAUUAAGCCAAUGGUAAAUGAUGUUUUUAUUUAUCUUCAAGUACUAUAAGAUGUUUAUAAUUUAUAUGUUUAUGUUAUGAUAGAUAGUGCCCUGUUUGUAUAAAAAAUUACAUUUCAGCUUUGACUUUGUUGAUUUUAUGAGUCAAGUGUUCAAUCGGAUUGCAGUUUAUUAUUUCAGUUUGCACCUUAUAGUUGUUUGAUUAUAUUGUGUUAUUUGAAGGGAUAAAAUCAAUGCUACUAUGUCUUGUGCAAAAAAAACAUUUCAGCUUCUAGUUUAUUGAAUUUUUUUAUCAAGGCUGCAAUGUGUUCAUUUCAGUUUGCAGCAACUUAUUGAAUAAGCUCUGAUUGAUAUUGCACCUUAUUAGUAAUGUAGUUUAUUUGUACUUUAUUG